Messenger RNA from Oryzias latipes (Japanese medaka), 1442 nucleotides. It is a transcript of the gene elovl8b, whose product is annotated as ELOVL fatty acid elongase 8b. Gene Ontology annotation, biological process: very long-chain fatty acid biosynthetic process; fatty acid elongation, monounsaturated fatty acid; fatty acid elongation, polyunsaturated fatty acid. Gene Ontology annotation, cellular component: endoplasmic reticulum membrane. Lineage: Eukaryota; Metazoa; Chordata; Actinopteri; Beloniformes; Adrianichthyidae. The record is from RefSeq and is a predicted model, not a curated record. Gene Ontology annotation, molecular function: fatty acid elongase activity.
AUCUGUCCUUUCCAGAGCAGUGCGGUGUCCGUUGUUCGCCAGCAGGGGGCGCUGUGUGUGAACUCUGUCGGUGAUCAAAGGUUUCUGCAGCUCGGUCACCCGAACUUUGGCAUCGAACCAGAUGGCUGCUGUGUGGAACAAUGUGGUCUCUCUGCACCAGACGAUCGUGGAGAACGGAGACAAGAGGACGGACCCGUGGCUGCUGGUCUACUCCCCGGUCCAGGUGUUCCUCAUCUUCCUGGUCUACCUGGGCGUGGUCUGGGCCGGGCCUCGCCUGAUGAAGUCCAGAGAACCCGUGGACCUCAGGGUGGUGCUCAUGGUUUACAACUUCGCCAUGGUCGGCCUGUCUGCAUACAUGUUCUACGAGUUCCUGGUCACCUCCUGGCUCUCAGACUACAGCCUCCUCUGUCAGCCUGUGGACUACAGCACGCGUCCUCUGCCAAUGAGGAUGGCCAGAGUGUGCUGGUGGUUCUUCUUCUCCAAGGUCAUCGAGCUCAGCGACACGCUGUUCUUCAUCCUGAGGAAGAAAAACAAUCAAGUGACCUUCCUGCACGUUUACCAUCACGGCACCAUGAUCUUCAACUGGUGGGCGGGGGUCAAGUAUGUAGCCGGAGGACAAUCGUUCUUCAUCGGCCUGGUGAACACUUUUGUCCACAUCAUCAUGUACUCCUACUACGGCUUGGCGGCCAUCGGCCCCCACAUGCAGAAGUACCUGUGGUGGAAGCGAUACCUGACCUCCCUGCAACUGCUGCAGUUCCUGCUCUUCCUCCUGCACACCGGCUACAACCUGUUCACCCACUGCGACUUCCCAGACUCCAUGAACGCCGUGGUCUUCGGCUACUGCGUGACCCUCAUCAUCCUCUUCAGCAACUUCUAUUAUCAGAGCUACGUCAGCGGGAAGAAGAAGGAGUGAGACCAAAGCUUACAGACAGCAAAAGAACCACAUGCAGUGUUUUCUGUGUCCGCUAGGGGGCAGAAGGAGCACGCAGCUGCAGUCAGCCCACCGUUUAUUUCCUCUGUUGAGAAAAUUCAAAGAAUCGCUGUAAACAAACUGUACAUCUAUACAUUUAAUAACAAUAAUAAUGAUGAGAGGUCAAUUUUUUAUCAGCAAUCCUGCAGAAUUAAAAAUCCAGACCCCCCUCCCUCCCUCCCCCUGCAGAGAUAAAUCAAAAGAAAAACAACAAAAACAGAAAUUUCCCCUUUUUUUUUGCAUUAUUUAAACAUCACUGCAACAUGAUAUAUUCUGGACUACACUUCAGUCUAAAGUAGAUUGAAAGCUGUAGAUUGGAGAGAACCCAGAAGUUCCUCCAGGAGAACAGAUUCUUGACGUUCUUAGAUGUUAGAGGUGAAGACUCCCAGAGGGCUGUGAUGGUUAUAGCACCAAGUCCUUCAAUAUGCCAUAAAUGUGGAGAUCUUUGCCAAUAAAGAUGGUUUUGAAUCAG